CUUUCAGACUACAAAAUUAAAAGUACAGAGGGGGAAAAAAAAAAAAAAACUUUGUUAGCUAAAGUCAGUGAACUUUGAUCAUGGCACACAGUCAGAGAAUCACAGUUCUUUAUAUUACAAAUGUUUGCUAGUGCAAAAUGUAUUAAAACUGAAAUUACAAGGUGACUUAUCUGAACUGCUUCAAUCUGAUUGUUCUAAAAGCAUUAACAAAUAUAAAAAAGCUAUAUUCUGAGUUAUGUUUUUCACUGGUUUUGACUUUUUUUUUCUAAUUGAUAUUCUAGGAACAUGUUCUUCAGUAUCCAGAAAAGUACAAUCAUGGACUCGACACUAGUGGCGCUGGUUUUCUUGUUCCAUGUUCUAAGUGUGGGUACAGGAAAACCUCUUCCAGAUGCCAAGAUCAAUAUUCAGCCAAUAAUAAAAACGCUUAUGGUUAGGCUGAAUGCUUUCCAGGCUCUUCCCAGCUUGGGAGUCAAUCCACCUGAAGAACUGGAAGGAUUUUCCUCCAUAGUGGCAACUAUGAAUGGUUACAACGAUCUGAUCUCUGAAAAUCUACUGAAUGUUGCCCAGGUCAAAACUGACAUCUCCAGACUGACCGACACCAUCAACCGCAAACUGAUGAACUGCACAGAAAAGAACCCAAAGCUCACACUUCCAGUGCACCUGCAGCAACUGCAGAACGAAUGGGAACAGGACCCAGAACGCCACGUUGAAGCCGUCAGCUUGGCAGCUCUCAAUGGAGUGAGGGAGAUCCUCAAACUGCUACAGAACCAGAUUGAUGGAAUUGCAUCUUGCUGAAAAACUGAUUGAAACCAAAGAUUGAAAUCUGCGCUAGCACUGUUAUUGAGGUCAAAACUGUGCAAUACAUUUUUUGAUAAUUUCAUUUAAAAAUGCACUUAUUUUAUAACAAAUGCAUAUGUAUUUCUUGUAUUUUUAACCUAUUUAAUCUCAUAUCUCAAUAUAUGUUAUAUGUAAAGAGUGCUGCCCCAACAACGAGCUCUCAGUGAGAGUAAUUGGUGAAGCGCCUAAUGCUGAAUCCGCAGUUU
Molecule: messenger RNA, 1043 nt
Organism: Poeciliopsis prolifica (blackstripe livebearer)
Lineage: Eukaryota; Metazoa; Chordata; Actinopteri; Cyprinodontiformes; Poeciliidae
Product: leptin-like
Exons: 2
Coding region: 286-795 (169 amino acids)
Source: RefSeq, a predicted model, not a curated record